Molecule: messenger RNA, 1290 nt
Organism: Cavenderia fasciculata
Lineage: Eukaryota; Evosea; Eumycetozoa; Acytosteliales; Cavenderiaceae
Exons: 3
Coding region: 1-1290 (429 amino acids)
Molecular function (GO): oxidoreductase activity
Source: RefSeq, a predicted model, not a curated record
AUGACCGAUACUUCAACAUCAGUCCCCGUUGAAGUUAACCCUGCUAUGGUUCCUCCACCAGAACAUGAUAAUAAAUUAUGUAUUCUAACUGGUGCAACUGGAGGAAUUGGUAAAGAAUUAGCCAAAGAGAUGGCUAAAACAAAGAUGUCUGUCAUUAUUGCAUGUAGAAAUGUUGAAAAAUCAACUGAACUCAUUGAAGAGUUGAAAAAGGAGAGUGGUAAUGAUAAAAUCACCGCCGCCAAGGUGGAUUUUAAUUCAUUCGAGUCGAUUAGAGAGUUUGCCAAACAGUUUAACGACAGAUUCGUACCACUCAACUAUUUGGUCAAUUGUAUCGGUGUCUAUUCCAACACCUAUGAAAAGACUGCCGAUGGACAUGAACUCAAUGUUGGUGUCAACUAUUAUGGCACUGUCCUAUUGACAAUGUUAUUAUUGGAAAGACUCGAACAAGGAAAUGGAAGAGUUUUAUCACUUAGUUCAAAGAUGCAUGGUUGGGCCGAAAAGAUUAAUCUUGAGAAAUUGGAAUGUGACGAAAAACAUUACAACAAUAACAAGAUAUAUUCAAAUUCCAAACUGUAUCUUAUCAUGUUUUGUAAUGAGUUGCAAAGACGAUUGGAUCAAAAGGGGUAUUUGAAUGUAGAGGUGAAUUGCGCACAUCCAGGUGUCGUCGCUACACAGAUGUUGAUGAAGAACAAGUUGCUCAAGUUUUUGCGUCCUGUCAUCAACCCAUUCUUUACAACUGCCGAGCACAGUGGUCGUACCAUGGCAGAGGUAGCAUUGGGAGAAUCCAAGGCAACCAAGGGUACCAAGGGCCAGUACUUUGUGUUGAAUAAAAAGACCAACCCUAGCAAACAAGCAUCCAACCAAGACCUGUCCAAACAACUGUAUGAGCAGACGUGUGCCUAUUUACAAGUCCCACCCAAUUUGGAGAAUAAUAAUCCUGCCAUUCAAACUGCUAUGAAUCUCCAUGUUGGUCAAGUUGACAACAACAACAACAACACAGAACAAUCUACAUCUACAACUACUGUCGCGCCAACCAACGAGGAGGAGAACAAGCCAGUUGAUACGACCACCGCUGAGCUCAUUACCACUACAACGACCACUACUACAGUGACUGACAACACAGACACCCAAGCACUUCCAACCACAACAAUUGAAAAAGUGACAACCAUUGAGACCAUUGAGCCCGCAACAACCACAGACUCCAAUGCCACUGCGUCUACUCAAGAUGAAGUUAUCCAAGAUGCAACCACUUCAACCACAUCCACAAUAGUUGAAGAAUUAAUCCAAUAA